ACCAGACCCAUGAAGAUGCUUCCUCUGACAUAUCUACUCUGUGUCUUUUAUGUCUACAUCCAAGGAUCCUGUGGCGAGAUUGUGAUGACUCAGACUCCGGAUUCUAUCUCUGUGUCCCCGGGACAGACAAUGACUGUGACAUGUACUUCUAGUAAAAAUCUAUAUUGGUCUGACGCAAGAGCUCACUUAAUAGCCUGGUACCAAAAGAAAGCAGGACAACCUCCUAAACUCCUCUUGUAUCACACCAGUACUCGAGCAUCUGGGGUUCCAGAUAGGUUCAGUGGAUCUGGAUCAGGAACUCAGUUCACAAUGACAAUACAGGGAGUAACUGAAGAUGAUGAAGGAAAUAUAUUACUGUCAGCAGUAUAUUGAGUUCCCUCUCAC
Messenger RNA from Staurois parvus, 384 nucleotides. The record is from the annotation of a GenBank genome assembly. NCBI's taxonomy places the organism in Eukaryota, Metazoa, Chordata, Amphibia, Anura, Ranidae.